Molecule: messenger RNA, 786 nt
Organism: Knipowitschia caucasica
Lineage: Eukaryota; Metazoa; Chordata; Actinopteri; Gobiiformes; Gobiidae
Source: the annotation of a GenBank genome assembly
AUGGCGGAGCAGGGUCCGAUGGCCAUCGCGAUGCGGCUCCGCAACCAGCUGCAGACCGUGUACAAGCUGGACCCGCUGCGGAACGAGGAGGAGGUGAACCUGAAGAUCAAAGACCUGAACGAACACAUCGUUUGCUACCUUUGUGCAGGAUACUUUAUAGAUGCCACGACUAUUACAGAGUGUCUGCACACGUUUUGUAAAAGUUGUAUCGUCAAAUAUCUUCAAACGAGCAAAUAUUGUCCCAUGUGUAACAUCAAAAUCCAUGAAACGCAACCUUUACUCAACCUCAAACUGGACCGAGUUAUGCAAGAUAUAGUUUAUAAACUGGUACCAGGGCUUCAAGAAAGUGAAGACAAAAGAAUAAAAGAGUUUUAUCAGUCCAGAGGCUUGGAGCGAGUCAUUCAGCCUGCGGGGGACGACUCUGUCCCGGACGCCGCAGGUUUGCCCUACACCAGCUUCGACCACUCCAAAGCCCACUUCUACAGAUACGACGAGCAGGUCUCUCUCUGCUUAGAAAGACUCCAUUCAUCACUCUCUGGAAAAGAUAAAACGAAACUAACCCUUCAGCAAAAGUUUGUGCGGUGUUCGGUUCGAGCAGAGGUGCGGCACUUACGGAAAGUCCUCUGCCAUCGGCUCAAUGUAGAGAAACACCAGGUCCAGAUGCUGUUUAAUAAUGAGAUUCUACCUGAUCACAUGACCAUGAAGCGGCUGUGGCUCUCGCACUGGUUCGGAAAGGCCGGGCCGUUAGUCCUGCAGUAUUCCAUCAAAGACAAACGCAGCAGAUAA